AGUAAAGGAAGAGGUGCAGUGAUUUCCUCCAGCUCCCCAGCUGAGAAGCCAGAUAUGGAAAUAACAGCAUUGCGGGAGUAGUGGUGCGUCCUCACCUGCCCAACUUACCGGAACUUCCACCACUGAUGAAAAGCUUCUGUUUGGUUAUAUGUGUAGUGUAGACUGUAUCUGCAGCACUUUUGACUAUCUUCCUCGUUAGUGCUGCGCGUUUCGAGUACCCCUCAUUAAGCGAGUUGGUGCGCGCAGUGACCGGAUGCUACCUCACUCAGGAGACACCCGGAUUUUGCUGCAUCCGCAAUGAUCUGAGUGUUACUCCGGAAAGUCGUGCAGCGUGUCCGUGGUGCAUUUUCCAGCCAAAUCUUCAGUUUUGUCUGGCUCAGAGGCUGCGCGUGCGUCAGCAUGGAGUGGCUGAGGUUCAGCACCGUGGACAGCGCCGGAGUUUUCCUCUGUCUCCUGUGCGCGCUGGCGGGGGUCUCGGUUGUGGCAGAGCAGGAAGUGGAGAAUCUGUCCGGUCUGUCUCCAAACCCGGACAAAGACAUUUUCGUGGUGCGUGAAAACGGGACGACUUGUUUGAUGGCAGAGUUCGCGGUGAAAUUCGUGAUUCCCUACGACGUCCUCGCGCUUAACGGAAUAGACCUGAUCACGGAGCAGGCGGCUCUCUCUCUCCCCCGCGGCGCGCAGAUCGCAGGCACGUGCGGAAGCAGCGAGGCAGAGCUGCACGUCUCCUGGAGCAAUAACGCCUACACGCUCCGCCUUUACUUCAGCAAGGAGAAACGCACCGUGAGAAGAGAUGGAAAAACGAAAGAGAGUGAAGUGUGGAAGAUAAACAAGGUUCAGCUGGUUUAUGACACCUCUGAGACAACGCACUUCAUCAACGCGUACAACCCGGGGAAACACACUGCCAGCACCCAUCAUCUCUCAGCCCUGGUGACGCCGGUAGGCCGCUCCUACACGUGCACAGCGCAGCAGACCCUCACCCUCAUCUCCAGUGACCACCAGAAAGGCAUCACGGUCUCCAUGUCUGACAUCCAGAUCCAACCUUUUGACAUCAAAAGCGACUUUGUGUUCAGUGAACCGUAUAAGUGCAUCACAGACCAGCGUGAGCGGCUGGAGGAGACUCUGCCCCUGGUCCUGGGGCUCAUCCUGGGCCUCAUCAUCAUCAUCACCAUCACUAUCUACCACUUCCACCUCAAACUGACGGCUCAUCAACCCCAGCUGCCCCGCGACCGCUCCCUCUACAAGCACAUGUAGGGACUCUCUAUGCACCAUGACCAAGGCCUGCCAUUGGGGGAACAGACCGAUAUCUGCAACGCUUCUGGGAAAACUUGAUGAGUUUUUCCAUCAUUAAUGUCCGCUGCCUAAUAGUCUGAUCCUUUGCAUUUGAGAUUUUUUUUUUAAUUUAUAAUUUUGCUGAUAGCUGAUGUUGAUGAUAAUGCCAUCUAAAAAAAGAUAUAUUUGACACAUUGUUCAAAUAUUUCAUGUUGUGCCAUGUUGUAUCACUCAGUGUGUAUAGUGUGCUAAAUUAAAGGUAUUUCUGUUCUGUUAAAGUGACAGCAAAUACAUGAAGAAGGUAUUUUAAGAUUAUAUGGAUUAUAUGAUAUAUGAAUUAUGGUAUGAAAAGUUGAAUCAUGCAAAAUUUGUGUGCAAAAUUCUAUUCAAGAAUAAACUAUUUUGUGUGUGUCCA
This is a messenger RNA of Pangasianodon hypophthalmus (striped catfish), 1684 nucleotides long. RefSeq names its product lysosomal associated membrane protein family member 5 (gene lamp5). Gene Ontology annotation, cellular component: membrane. The record is from RefSeq and is a predicted model, not a curated record. Lineage: Eukaryota; Metazoa; Chordata; Actinopteri; Siluriformes; Pangasiidae. The coding region runs from base 400 to 1251 and encodes 283 amino acids. The transcript has 6 exons.